AUGCCAUCUGUCAGCCCCUUACCAGCUUCUGAUGAAGCUGCCUUCUCCGAAACUACUUCAACGCAAAAUGACGCCGCUACGUCGGUGAUCUCCACCCCUUCCAUAGUAUCUACCGACAUUUUCAUUGAAAACCCCCCAAUUAAAUCGCCUACUUCCGUCACCGCGGUGCAUGGUUCUGUUGAAACUGCCGGUGAAGAAAGCCGUUAUCCAGAUCCAGUUGACCAAGCACGUUCUGGACAAUUGAUUCCGACUUCCCGAACUAUGAUCAAGGUCAGGGCUCGUCCUGCUGUGAGACACGGCCCAUCGCAAGUAAUAGGUCAUGGUGCUGUAAUAUGUGUAUCCCUUCCGACUCGCAUCUUGACCUGGCGACCUGAUUUACCUUCUAAAUGUGUGGCAUUCAUUUAUCGUUGGGACACCUUCUACAACGAGAACUGUACCAAACCAACCUACGUUCCGGACAGUUGCGAUUCUAUUUCAGAAUCAGUCGCAGUCUACCAAAUCGGAAGUAGUGUUGAUUUAUCAAAAACACGAGAUAUCAAUGAAUGGUCUGUUCGGGAGAUGCAAGGGAACGGUGUUGAAAUGCCGUAUGCAGGCAUUGUAAGGUUUCACCAUUGUUGGUCCUUUUAUGCUAAGGCCGGUAGAGAGACCGCUGUCGAACUGGUUAAUGCUCACGCUUAUGUUGAGGCCAUGCUUCAAUUAUUCAAAUUGAGUUUGUGCCAAUUGUGGGAGGAGCAAAAACAACCUGAAGAUGCAUUAGCUAUGGAGUUCCGCGAUUGGUAUUUUCGCACGUCGGUUUUACACGUCCCUUGUGUUUCUUUGAUACAAACGAUCGGUCAACUUGAUGAUGACGUGCCUUGUUGGAUGAUAUGCGAAACUGCCCACCACCCAACCAGUAAACGAUAUGUCUACCCGUCGUGCUUCAGGGACUCUAUGCCCGCUUCAGAUCCUUGGAAAGCUAUAAUCUUCGCUCUCAUUCAUUAUGUUUAUCAAAAGAGUGGAGGAGUCACUCUCUUAGCUCAAGUCGACUGUGACAUUUCGGGAAUUUUGACAAAUAUUGUCUGUUUCAAUAAAUCACGACGGUUCGAUCAAUCUGGUGAUGUGCAGCUCGUACUAUUUGAAGAAUAG
Molecule: messenger RNA, 1125 nt
Organism: Melampsora larici-populina 98AG31
Lineage: Eukaryota; Fungi; Basidiomycota; Pucciniomycetes; Pucciniales; Melampsoraceae
Exons: 4
Coding region: 1-1125 (374 amino acids)
Biological process (GO): protein phosphorylation
Molecular function (GO): ATP binding; protein serine/threonine kinase activity
Source: RefSeq, a predicted model, not a curated record